Thermothielavioides terrestris NRRL 8126 is the source of this 426-nucleotide messenger RNA. RefSeq lists its product as uncharacterized. The transcript has 2 exons. The coding region runs from base 1 to 426 and encodes 141 amino acids. Lineage: Eukaryota; Fungi; Ascomycota; Sordariomycetes; Sordariales; Chaetomiaceae. The record is from RefSeq and is a predicted model, not a curated record.
AUGGGUGUCCCAGUCAACGACUUGACGGCAAGGCGGGUCGACAAGGGCAAACAGAUCGCUACCAUCCCCACGGCUGAGCUCCUAUCGAACGUAGAUGCCCAGUCCCUCUCUUUCUUCUUCGGCAGACUGCCGCUCGAACUCCGCCGGCUCAUCUACCGCGAGGUCUGGAAGGCCUACCUCAAGCCGCGCCGCGUGUCGCCCUCGGCCCCGGGCACCGACUUGCGCCUCCACAUCUACAAGGACCGCUCGGCCGCCACCAGCCUGACCCACACCCGCUGCAAGGUGCACCCGGGCGAGCCCAUCCAAGAGGACACCUUCAAAUGCAGGGUUACCCAAUUGGGAACUCACGCGUUCGCCUAUCCUGGGGCAGGUCGGAAGACAGUGAUGGCGUCGAUCCACUGGUUCAAGCAUCUUCCCGCCUCGUGA